Oryctolagus cuniculus (rabbit) is the source of this 3924-nucleotide messenger RNA. The record is from RefSeq and is a predicted model, not a curated record. Lineage: Eukaryota; Metazoa; Chordata; Mammalia; Lagomorpha; Leporidae.
CUGCUGACGUCACGCGGCGGCGUGCGGGCCCCGCCCCUGCCGGCGUCACGGCGCACGCCGCGAGGAUGCCAUAGGAGGCGGUGCAGGUGCGCGAGGUCUGCGUCGCGUCGUGGUCCACGCAGGAGCCAUGAGCGGCCCGGGAAACCUGAUGGACUUCUUGGACGAGCCGUUCCCCGACGUGGGGACCUACGAGGACUUCCACACCAUCGACUGGCUGCGGGAGAAGUCGCGGGACACCGACCGGCACAGGAAGAUCACCAGCAGGAGCAGGGAGUCCGUGUGGGAGUUCGUCAAGAGCUUGCUGGACGCCUGGUCGGGGUGGGCGGUGAUGCUGCUCAUCGGGCUGCUGGCAGGCACCCUGGCCGGGGUCAUCGACCUGGCCGUGGACUGGAUGACCGACCUGAAGGAGGGCGUGUGCCUGUCCGCCUUCUGGUACAGCCACGAGCAGUGCUGCUGGACGUCCAACGAGACCACGUUCGAGGACCGCGACAGGUGCCCGCAGUGGCAGACGUGGUCGGAGCUGCUGGUGAACCGGUCGGAGGGGGCCAGCGCCUACGUCCUCAACUACCUGAUGUACAUCCUGUGGGCGCUGCUCUUUGCCUUCCUGGCCGUGUCCCUGGUGCGCGUCUUCGCGCCCUACGCCUGCGGCUCCGGGAUCCCGGAGAUCAAGACCAUCCUGAGCGGCUUCAUCAUCCGGGGCUACCUGGGCAAGUGGACGCUGCUCAUCAAGACGGUCACCCUGGUGCUGGUGGUGUCGUCCGGGCUCAGCCUGGGCAAGGAGGGGCCGCUGGUGCACGUGGCCUGCUGCUGCGGGAACCUCUUCAGCGGCCUCUUCUCCAAGUACAGCCGCAACGAGGGCAAGAGGCGGGAGGUGCUGUCGGCCGCCGCCGCCGCGGGCGUCUCCGUGGCCUUCGGGGCCCCGAUCGGGGGUGUGCUGUUCAGCCUGGAGGAGGUCAGCUACUACUUCCCCCUGAAGACGCUGUGGAGGUCCUUCUUCGCGGCCCUGGUGGCGGCCUUCACGCUGCGGUCCAUCAACCCCUUCGGCAACAGCCGGCUGGUGCUGUUCUACGUGGAGUACCACACGCCCUGGUACAUGGCCGAGCUGCUCCCCUUCAUCCUGCUGGGCGUCUUCGGGGGCCUGUGGGGGGCGCUGUUCAUCCGCGGCAACAUCGCCUGGUGCCGGAGGCGCAAGACCACCCGGCUGGGCCGGUACCCGGUGCUGGAGGUGCUGGCGGUCACGGCCGUCACGGCCGUCGCCGCCUACCCGAACCCCUACACGCGGCGCAGCACCAGCGAGCUCAUCUCCGAGCUGUUCAAUGACUGCGGCGCCCUGGCGUCCUCCCAGCUCUGCGACUACGUCAGCGACCCCAACAUGACCCGGCCGCUGGACGACAUCCCCGACCGGCCGGCCGGGCGCGGGGUCUACACCGCCAUGUGGCAGCUGGCCCUGGCGCUGGUCUUCAAGGUCGUCAUCACCGUCUUCACCUUCGGCAUGAAGAUCCCCUCGGGCCUCUUCAUCCCCAGCAUGGCCGUGGGCGCCAUGGCGGGCAGGAUGGUGGGCGUGGGCGUGGAGCAGCUGGCCUACCAUCACCACGACUGGAUCGUCUUCAGGAACUGGUGCCGGCCCGGCGCCGACUGCGUCACGCCCGGACUCUACGCCAUGGUGGGCGCCGCGGCGUGCCUAGGCGGCGUGACCAGGAUGACCGUGUCCCUGGUGGUCAUCAUGUUCGAGCUGACCGGCGGCCUGGAGUACAUCGUGCCCCUGAUGGCGGCGGCCGUGACCAGCAAGUGGGUGGCCGACGCCUUCGGGAAGGAGGGCAUCUACGAGGCGCACAUCCACCUGAACGGGUACCCGUUCCUGGACGUCAAGGACGAGUUCACGCACCGCACGCUGGCCACGGACGUCAUGCGGCCCCGGCGCGGGGAGCCGCCGCUGUCGGUGCUCACCCAGGACGGCAUGACCGUGGAGGACGUGGAGGCGCUCAUCAAGGACACCGACUACAACGGCUUCCCGGUGGUGGUGUCCCGGGACUCCGAGCGCCUCAUCGGCUUCGCCCAGAGGAGGGAGCUCAUCCUGGCCAUCAAGAAUGCCCGGCAGCGGCAGGACGGCGUGGUGAGCAGCUCCGUCACGUACUUCACGGAGGAGCCCCCGGAGCUGCCGGCCAACAGCCCGCAGCCCCUGAAGCUGCGGCGCAUCGUGAACCUCAGCCCCUUCACCGUCACGGACCACACGCCCAUGGAGACCGUGGUGGACAUCUUCCGCAAGCUGGGGCUGCGGCAGUGCCUGGUGACGCGCAGCGGGAGGCUCCUUGGCAUCAUCACCAAGAAGGACGUGCUGAGACACAUGGCCCAGAUGGCCAACCAGGACCCCGAAUCCAUCAUGUUUAACUAGCAGCCAGGGGGCCUCAGUGCUGUGGGGCUCGUGGGUGGGUGUCCAGGCUAUGGUUUGUGUGCAGACGUAGGACACAAAUGCCCAUCAGGAAACUUGACGCUGUCUCCUCCAGGCUGAUGUCUGUAACCUCGGAGCACAGGGAAGCUUCGAGCGCAAAGGCCAAAGAGGGGGUAUCGGCUGGUCGUCCGUGUCAUCCCUGCCGGGGCUUCAUUGGCUCGUUGCUGUUCCUUGUGUGUGGAACUGGCAGGAAGCUGGGGUCAGGAGCCAGAGGUGGGAAUUGAACUCGGAUACUCCAGUGUGGAUGAUGGUUGAUGACUCAGCGGUCAUGUGAUAAUGAUGAGUCGGCAGAAAUGUCCUGAGGACUGACCAGGUAUGAUGACUCCUCAGGUACGUCAUAGUGAUGACUCGCCAGAAAUUUCACAGUGACUCACCAGGUACAUAACAGUGAUGACUCCACAGGUAUGUGAUAAUGAUGUGUCAGCAGAAAUUAUUGAGGACUACCAUGUACAUCAAAACGAUGACUCAUCAGGUGUGUCAUAGUGAUGACAAACCAGAAACUUCACAGUGACUCACCAGGUACAUAAUAGUGAUGACUAAGCAGGUGUGUGAUAGUGAUGAGUCUGCAGAAAUUUCCUGGGGACUCAUCAGGUGUGUCAUAGUGAUGACUCAACAGAAAUUUCACAGUGACUUACCAGGUACAUAGUAGUGAUGACUCAGCAGGUAUGUGAUAAUGAUGAGUCAGCAGAAAUUUCCUGGGGACUGAUCAGGUACGUCAUAGUGUUGACUCAGCAGAAAUUUCACACUGACUCACUGCCUGGCCAAACACCACCCGCUUUGGUUUUCCAAUAGAAUGAAAUUCACAGUCUUGUUCCUAGCACCAAAGUAUUGAGUGACAAACCCUUCUGUCAGUGUUGUUAUUGGGGUUUCCAUGGAACAUUUGCAACUGAAACUGGAUUCUUCUGGACUUGAAUCCCUAAAAAAGUCAAAGACACUGCAUGGUAGUUCUCCUCUUCUCUGCGUGUGGCUCCCCUCGGAGCUGGCCUGUCAUGGGAAAACACGGUUCUGUCAUAGCCUGUCUCUUAUAUGUCAUCCCAGCACCCUGCUAGCCGAAACAAGGUUCUUCCGAAGGGAACACAAAGCAAUGGUGCCGCAGCCAAGGGUCACGGAAUCUGCGGACGACUUCCCAUUUAGUGCCGCUGAGGCCAUGGAGAAGGACGAGGGGACAGGUGGCCUUGGGCGGGGAUCACCCAGGGGAACUUGGGAGCUGUGCGUGUGUUCUGAAUGCUGGCUGUCAUGUCUACGGCCAUACCACCCUGAACGCGCCCGAUCUCGUCUGAAUGAUGGCUGUCAGACAGUUGUAGGGCUUUCUGGAUAUUUCCUAGUCAGUUUUUAACGUUAAAAAAAAAAAUCCUAUAAAUAGUGGAGGAGGCGUUCUUCCGUGAGGAACAUCACCGAUUUCUUUUUCUCUCUAUCCCUAAGGAAAUGGGUUGGCCCAAUAAAGGGCAUCUUGAAAAUGAAAAAAAAAAAAAGAA